Pecten maximus is the source of this 2536-nucleotide messenger RNA. RefSeq lists its product as uncharacterized. The record is from RefSeq and is a predicted model, not a curated record. Bases 126 to 641 code for a protein of 171 amino acids. The transcript has 6 exons. NCBI's taxonomy places the organism in Eukaryota, Metazoa, Mollusca, Bivalvia, Pectinida, Pectinidae.
GUUGGUUUUUUCACAGGUAAUGUUCGAGUGUUGUUAUUAUUAAGAUUGGGUACCUGUCCAGUAUACAGUUGACGUAUCUGAUGGAGUCGUGUCCGUUAAUAAGUUGAAUCUAACUGACCACUACGAUGGCUGAGGAAUCUAUUAAUAAACUAAGUUUACGCAUAGAUCAGCUGAGAGAAGCUUUAGAAGAGGUAGAAGCCAAUUAUACUCUUGAACGAAAAAAAACGGAUUCUCACUUUCCUACAGAUUUAGCCAAUAUCAUAGACAAACUGCUCAUGAUCAAAUCAACAGUGGAUGCACUUAUCUCAAAAAUCCCGAAAUGUAAUGAGACACUAACGAGGGAGCAAAAAGGACGGGAGAAUAGAGAUAGUGGACUGCCAUCUGUUGAUUCUGCUGUUUUUAAGACGAACAGCUGUAUCCUUGAAGACAAUGGUCUAAGCGAUUUAACUCUUGUGGAGACAAAUGAGCCAUCGUCUGGUUUAGAUCAGCAGUGUCCGUCAUGCCUCAGACCGGUUGUAAAUCUGUUGCAAGAGACAGCUUUUUCAGAACAAAUGCCGUCAGAAAGAGUCUCAUGCGAGAACGAAGACAUUCAAACCGCGAGUUCAGACGGAGAAGACAUAACUACUAUAACACCUUUGUGACGUAUUGGUUUUUAUAGAUAUCUCUGUGUAAAAUCAUUCCAUAUUAGAAGGCAUAUCUGCUCAAGCCCCCAUCGAACAUACACAAAAACUUUCUCCCUGCAAAAGUGUUCAACUUGACUGACGUAUGUGACUUCACUGAAAAAGUGUUCAUCUUUGAUGGCGUAUGUGUCUUCACUGGAACAGUGUCCAUCUUGGAUGACGUAUGUGUCUUAACUUGAACAGUGUUCAUCUCGGAUGACGUAUGUGUCUUCACUGAAAAAAGUGUUCAACUUGAAUGACGUAUGUUUCUUCACUGAAACAAUGUACAAUUUGGAUGACGUAUGUGUCUCAACUUGAACAGUGUUCAUCUUGGAUGACGUAUGUGCCUUCAAUGGAAAAGUGUUCAUCGUGGUUGACCCUUGGAUAUCUAAAAGUACGAAGGCCUUUAUGAUGGAUUUUUACAUUGAGCUUUUCAUAUAUAUUUGAGCGUACGAUGACGGUAAACAUGCUUUAUAGAUGUAAUAACUUUACUGAAGAUGUUUUUUGAACUGAUUUCUUGAAAUAGCGUGUCUUUUAUUAAGCCAGGCAUCAUUUUGUCCAAAAAAUUUGUUGCACGGUUGAGCUUCCCUCUAUGAAGACAUUCUAGUAUUGAUGGGACGCUAUGCACAUUCAUAUAUAAUAAUGGAAAACUAUUGAUAAAGGGAUUUUUCAGUUUUACCUUCGAUACCAAUACGAAGACAAUGUAUCGCUGCUUUAAAUGACUUCAAAUAUCUAACUACAACAUAUUUGGCUAAGCUGUAUGUAUAAUAUAUUCUAUGUCCAAUUUGCAGUUCUGCUUCUGUGACGAUGACGCACCACAGGAAUUUCGUCGGAGAAUAGAUGAUAAUAAACCCAUUGUUGCAAUGUUCCUUUAGAGUAAGUGUACUGAUGCGCAUUUCUUUACGAGCGAUCGCUAUUCCUGAUAACCUUAGUAACACUUCCGGGUUGUAUAUAAAAGUUGUUGACAGAAUUUUUAUCAAUGGUUCUAGGUUAUGAUAAACAUAAUCAUCUUUUUAAGAAACAUAGGUAAAAUUAUUCAUUACAUUUUACCAUUGAAAUAUCAAAAAUUAUUGAUUCAAUAAUGAAAAAUAGCACAUUUCUGAUAUUUUUCAUUUUUUUCUAUUUGACCAAUCAGAAGACUGCUAACAAAAAAUAUGUUUGUCCCCACUCUAAAAAGUGGGAUGGGAUAGAUUACCUGUUUUAAGAAGAAAUUAAAACACCCUAUCAUAUAUGUAUCACUCCCUCGACUUACCAAGUACAAUGUUUGUAUCUAAAUAUCGCUUGUUUUUUUGUCUCGAUUUACAUACAAAAUUUCGUAUAUAUUAGGUAACCAUAAUGGUAUCAGGUUGUUUAAUCUGUAACCAAACACUGAACGAAAGGUAUAGAUGUCAUUGUUGACACUCUAGUAUCGCCCUGUUGACUGAUACAGCGAUAAAUGUUUAGUAAAGUGCAGCUAGGGUUAUGUUUAAAGAGACAACGAAACAAAUGUGUGUAUACCUUUUACACUGUAUAUAUGGCUGUCUUCCUUGUUGCAACCCAGUUUGUGACACUACAAAGUCACUAGACCCAGUUUACCCCAGUCGUAUGAGAUGAAUGAGGACAAGCCAUUAUAUUCAUGAGCUACUGAACACAUUUUCAUGAAUAAAUGUUCGCCCCUUUGAAAAAUAUUAAAAAGCAUAUCCCGGUUAAAACCGCAAUCCUUAAAGGGGCAUUGUUUCGUUCGGACAUCAGAAACGUCCGAGUUUCUACCGAGGAAAUCUAUGCCCGAAUGAGGAUUAUAUGAGUUUUUGUGUCUACCAGUUAUGAAAACAAAACAAAAUGUACAGAAAAAUGACAUUUCGUAAAAAAAAAAAUACCGUUUGCCUUUGCGGUAAUUA